AUGCAUUGCGUCAGACUAUAUAGGUUGCCUUUAAAAAGGACAGGCUUUUAUCCGAUUUCCUUAAAUCAUGUUGGUAUCAGAAAUGUAAAUCCUUGGAUUCCUGGUGUAGUACGUACAUUAUCCACUUCACCAGAAUCUAAAUUUUCAGAAGAAGAAAUAAGCAAAGCCAAGCAAUGGAUAGAAAACUUCUCAGGUACCCAAAUACCAGAAAACAUUUUCGAAAUAUCUUACAGCAGAGCAUCAGGAGCUGGUGGACAAAAGGUUAAUAAGACGUCCUCAAAAGCUACCAUAGCACUUGGUCCAGAUCAAUGGCUCAACCCCCAAUUCUGCUACUGGAUUCCAAAACCAAUAAUAUCUCAAAUCAGUGAGAAUAAAAUCAGAUACGAAACAAAAAGUGGAGGGAUACUCAUUCAAAGUGAUUCAACAAGGAAUAGAGAUACCAAUACGGAUGAAUGCUUUCGUAAAUUAGUGCAAGAGAUCAAAGAUAAUACAUUUUUUCCAGGUGAAGUAAGUGAAGAGGACAAAAAGAGAUGGCAAGAAAUAAAGGACGACCGUAAAGAGAAACGUCUUUUUAAUAAGAAGAGACAAAGUGAUAAGAAGAAAUAUCGUUCUAAAAAGUUUGAUAUAUGA
Debaryomyces fabryi is the source of this 630-nucleotide messenger RNA. RefSeq lists its product as uncharacterized. Gene Ontology annotation, molecular function: translation release factor activity. Gene Ontology annotation, biological process: mitochondrial translational termination. Bases 1 to 630 code for a protein of 209 amino acids. Gene Ontology annotation, cellular component: mitochondrial large ribosomal subunit. The record is from RefSeq and is a predicted model, not a curated record. NCBI's taxonomy places the organism in Eukaryota, Fungi, Ascomycota, Pichiomycetes, Serinales, Debaryomycetaceae. The transcript has a single exon.